AUGUCGCUGACAUUACAACUCAUCGUAACCUGCCUCGCAAAGCUCCCCAAACCAAUCCGUGAAGCCAUCCUGCCCGACAUGCGUAUCCAUUCUAUCGCCAACGAUCCCACAAAAGUCCAGCUCUCCCGCCCGGGACACAUCUACGUCGACCACCCGGACCUGGACGAGUUUGCCAGGUUCGCCGUCGACUUCGGCUUCGUCGAGGAGGCGCGGACCCAGGACACGAUCUACUACCGCGGCUACGGCAAGGACCCGUACGUCUACGUCGCGAGCAGGAGCAAGGACGGGAAGCCCAGGUUCCGCGGCGCGGCGUUCGUGGCUGCGUCACAGGAGGAGUUCGACAAAGCGGCCACGAUCGAGGGCGCAAGAAUCGGUUCGAUCGGGUAUGCCCCUGGCGGCGGGAGCAUCAUCACCUUCAACCGGCCAGAUGAGAUGUAUUUCCAUGUUAUUUUCGGACAAAAAGAGAGAGAGCCGGAGACACAGGAACCAUCUGCCACCCAUGAAGAGGUGGGACCUUUCAACAAGCCAUUCAGGAAGCCGAGGCAAGGAGCCUUCCAGCGAUACCAUCCCGGUCCCGCACUCGUCCACAAGCUGGGCCACUUCGGCUACGUCGUCCCGGACUUCGACAACGAGCUGGCGUGGUACACAAACCACUUCAACUUCGUGCCCUCCGAUAUCCUCCACCACUGGGACUUUGACAACAUGGACGUCAUGACCUUCAUGCACCUCGACCUCGGCGAGGAGUUCUCGGACCACCACUCCUUCUUCAUGCAGCGCGCGGAGCCGCACGUCAAGAAGGCCUUCUGCCACCACACCUCCUUCGAGGUGGCCGACUUCGACACGCAGCUGCUCGGCCACGACUGGCUCGCCAAGCGCGGGUGGCACAGCGUCUGGGGCGUCGGCCGGCAUGUGCUGGGCAGCCAGAUCUUCGACUACUGGGCGGACCCGAGCGGGUUCAAGAUCGAGCACUACGCGGACGGGGAUGUGGUGAACAAGCACACGCUGACCUCGAGAGACGUGGUGGGACCGUUUUCUAUCUGGGGUCCUGAGAUUCCAAAGGACUUUGGGGACAAAAUUCCGAAGGAUUGGCCGGUAAAGGAAUUUUGA
Colletotrichum karsti is the source of this 1107-nucleotide messenger RNA. Its product is annotated as trihydroxytoluene oxygenase. The transcript has 2 exons. The coding region runs from base 1 to 1107 and encodes 368 amino acids. The record is from RefSeq and is a predicted model, not a curated record. Gene Ontology annotation, cellular component: mitochondrion. Gene Ontology annotation, molecular function: methylmalonyl-CoA epimerase activity. NCBI's taxonomy places the organism in Eukaryota, Fungi, Ascomycota, Sordariomycetes, Glomerellales, Glomerellaceae. Gene Ontology annotation, biological process: L-methylmalonyl-CoA metabolic process.